AUGGACUCACAUCUCUAUGAUGAACCACCUCCCUCGUACGAUGUCGCAGUGUCUGGUGACUGCAUGGAUGCUUCGACGUUGGUCCGCAAUGACGGUCGUGUCGAUGUAACUGUUGUGGCCAAGCAGGCAGGCCUAAACGAUUUUCUGCCUUCGAAUCUACCCACAGAAACGCGCCCGCUACCUGAUGUACCGCUGAGCGCAAUAACACCGUUGAAUAUUGUCAUUCAAAUAGUGGGAAGCAGAGGGGAUGUCCAGCCCUUCAUUGCUCUUGGCACCCGUCUACAAAAGAAUGGACACCGAGUUCGUCUUGCGACCCACGGGAACUUCAGGGACUUUGUUCACAAGGCAGGGAUAGAGUUCUACCCUAUUGGGGGUAACCCUGAGGAGCUGAUGUCGGUGAGUAUUUUCUUGACCCUAGAUCGCGAUAAAUUUAUGGUGAAAAACCCAGGAAUCAUACCGAAAAUGUCAACCAUUGCCGGCGGCGAGAUUGGUCGGAAACGCCAAAUGAUUGCCGAAAUGCUGGAUGGAUGCUGGCGGUCUUGUGUCGAACCUGACCCGGAGACGAAGAUACCUUUUGUUGCAGAUGCUAUUAUCGCAAAUCCACCAAGUUUCGCUCACAUACAUUGCGCCCAGGCUCUGGGUGUGCCCCUCCAUAUGAUGUUCACAAUGCCCUGGAGUCCUACCAAGGAAUUUCCACAUCCGUUGGCAAACGUGAAAGGUUCCGGCACGGAUGCUUCUCUCCGUAACUAUAUGUCUUACAGCAUGGUGGAGCUGCUGACAUGGAGUGGACUGGCCGACAUCAUCAAUCGGUGGCGUGUGAAAGCUCUAAAUCUGGAGGAACUGUCGCCGAGGACCGCUGCCGGAUUGAUGGAAGCCAUGCAAAUUGGCCAUCAUAUAUUGGUUCAUAAUCCUUCUCCCUCUUGCUAUGCUCUGACUGACCUGUGCCCUUCCAUAGAUGUUUGUGGAUUCUUCUUUCGAGAUGAGCCUUUGUACACUUCCCCGGAGAUACAAGAAUUCAUAAAUCGCGGAUCUAUGCCGGUAUAUAUUGGAUUUGGCAGCAUAGUGAUGGAUGAUCCAGCGGCUAUGACUGCGAUGAUUCAAGGAGCCUGUCAAGAAUUGGGCAUCCGCGCGAUCGUCUCCAAAGGAUGGAGUAAAUUAGGUCAAGGAUGCAACGAUCCUAAUAUUCUAUUCAUCGACGAUUGUCCCCACGAGUGGUUGUUCAAGCAUGUAGCAGCGGUGGUUCACCACGGUGGUGCAGGAACUACUGCAUGUGGGUUACUCAACGGCUGUCCAACUGCCAUUGUACCGUUCUUUGGAGACAAAAAGCUGACGAUGACUAGUCAGCCUUUCUGGGGUAAAAUGGUUGCAGCUGCCGGCGCUGGACCGUCACCCAUUGACCACAAAGUGCUUACGGUAAAACUGCUUUCAGAAGCCGUUGCAUUCUGCUUGACUAGAAACGCACAGCAAGCGGCUGCGUCCAUUGCUGCUAGGAUGAAGUCUGAAGAUGGAGUAUCGAAUGCAGCUGCGAGCUUCCACCGACACAUACCUUGGAAGGAUGUGAAAUGUGACCUUCUACCCUCGGAAGCCGCAGCCUGGCUCGUUGAUAAAAAGCGUGGACUGAAGCUCUCCCACAAGGCCAUGGUGAUCCUCUCCCAGCAUAAGCAGAUCGACAUGCAGCAUCUAAAACCGUAUCGAGCCAAGGAAAUGAGAAUUGAAAAGAUAUAUACCGACCCCUUUAGUUCAACAUCGGCCGCUGUUCUCAAUACCAUGACAGACUUCACAGUAGGGCUAGGCAAGUUGAGCACCAGCCCAACCAAAGGCAUGACCCAAAUGACAUCCAGCUUGGUCAAGGGGACUUUGGUGAACGCUCCGACUGCUUUGGCCGAAGGCUUGCGCAAUGUUCCCAGGUUGUACGGGGAGAGGCCAGAAAAGCCAGUGCCUAUAGAAGGCUGGAAAAGUGGCAUGACGCAUGCGGGAAAGGUAAGCCGUGAACCAUGA
Messenger RNA from Aspergillus oryzae RIB40, 1998 nucleotides. RefSeq names its product glycosyltransferase. The transcript has 9 exons. The coding region runs from base 1 to 1998 and encodes 665 amino acids. The record is from RefSeq and is a predicted model, not a curated record. Gene Ontology annotation, molecular function: UDP-glycosyltransferase activity; hexosyltransferase activity. Lineage: Eukaryota; Fungi; Ascomycota; Eurotiomycetes; Eurotiales; Aspergillaceae. Gene Ontology annotation, biological process: carbohydrate metabolic process.